UGCUGGUCCCACAGUGUGACCUGGGUCCCUGUACCGCCUCCCAUUGCUCCCACUCUGCCAUGUGCCACUUUGAGGUCUCCUCACACUCCUGCGGUUUUCCAUUUUGUCAUAGGUUGCUGGCAGAUUACAGGCCUCCCAUAGGUGCUGCCAGGCCCCAAAUCUGCCAUGGGCCCCCGUACCGCCUGGUCACGCUGCUGCUGGGCCCACAGUGUGACCUGGGUCCCUGUACCGCCUCCCAUUGCUCCCACUCUGCCAUGUGCCACUUUGAGGUCUCCUCACACUCCUGCGGUUUUCCAUUUUGUCAUAGGUUGCUGGCAGAUUACAGGCCUCCCAUAGGUGCCGCC
Staurois parvus is the source of this 344-nucleotide messenger RNA. Lineage: Eukaryota; Metazoa; Chordata; Amphibia; Anura; Ranidae. The record is from the annotation of a GenBank genome assembly.